GAGGACAGAAGAGUCUUACAAAAACAAUACUCUAUUGUUUUUACGUUCUUGAUUUUACUUGCUUUCUUCUUCUCUUGUUCUUCUUUCCCGUCGAUCAACACUUUUGUUUUCACAUUCUAUAAACCACCUUUUCACUGUGUUACCAUCUUGGGUUUUUCUCUACCGUGUAAAGUUUUGAUUUUUAUCAGUCUUUUGGGCACAAUCGUUUGAUGGGCAUGUAAAGUUUUGAUGUUUAUCCACAUUUUCUGGAAAAUUAGUUGAUGGGUGUGUCACUUUUUAUGUUAAUUCACUCUUUUUUGUGCAAUUGAAUUGAAUUCAUUGGUUGUGUUAUAGUAGAUUGUAAUCGGAAUUCAAGUGUAUUCUAAUGUUAAUGGUUUGAGUAGUUUGGGAUUUUCUUGUGUCAACUAAAUUGUAUUGUCUUGGUAGAAUGUGUGAUUUUUCGAUUUGUUGAAUGAUGGAAGAAAAUGGAGAAAAUGGGGAUGAUCAAGGCUCUGGAUGGUUGCAAGUCAAAAAGAAGCACAGAAGUAGUUCGAAGUUCUCUUUGCAUGGUUGGGUUGGAGGUCUAUCAGGAAAGCCAGCUCCAAAAGCUUUUCAAAGUCAGCCAUCUUUGGACAAAAGACGGUCAAGUAUUGAUUCUGGUUCUCAGAAUUUAAAAGCGAGUGAAGGUUCAGUUGUACAAGACGUCAGUAAUGUUGUUGAUCAUUCAUCUGUUACAAAUAAAGAUUCCACACUUGACAAAUGUGUUGUUAGUAACAAAUGUGCUACUUCAGUGGUGAAAACUGUAGAAGGUUUAAGUUCUGAUGGCAGACCUGGAGAUGAUCAAAAGAUUUCUGGAAAGGAUGUUGUCAUUCAGAAGAUCAAAUGGGGUGAUUUAGAUGAUGAAGUACUAAUCAUGGAUUCAGGAAAUAUAUAUGGAGCUCAUAUCAAGUUCGGUGGUUUCGAAAAUGAUAAUUUGGUUAGCAGGAAGGCUGAGACUGGUGCUGUUUCAGGCACAUGUAUGCCUUCUAGCUGCAAACCUGGAAAGAGCACUUUCAUUACAGCAAAAUGUGAGGAUGAACACAUGCAGAAGCCAUUAUUUUCACCUCAGGCUAAAUCUUUCCAGGAAGAACUGAAAGAGGGGAAUGAGGUAGCUUCCAAUGAAGUAGAUAUACAAAUAACAUAUGAUCAUAGACCUAGUUCUGCUAAUGAUGUUUUGGGCUCCGAGAGAGCAAACUAUGUGCAUACUAAUAGUGAACCCUCGAAUUCUUCUUGUCCUUACAAUGAAAGUAGCACACCCAAAGUUGAAGCAGUAUUAAAUAUGGAACCUUUGGCAUCUGAUGUCAUAUGUGAAACUGGUGCCGCAGUAAUACCUGAGGUGGCUAUUAUAGAUGAAUCUUCAAGCACAGUGACAGAUGUUGUACCUUCUGCUACAGCAUUACCUGAGAAGAGUGGUGGGGGGAGUCCAAGACAAUCUAACACACCAGAGUUCAACGAAGACUGCAUGGAUCUAGGAACACAGUUGGUAGCUAAUGGAUUCUCAGAAGUGCCACUUGAUAUCGGUAAAUAUGAAGCAGUUGAAAGCAAGGAGAGGUUUAGGCAACGGCUAUGGUGUUUCCUCUUUGAGAAUCUUAAUAGGUCUAUUGAUGAACUUUAUCUUUUAUGUGAACUAGAAUGUGAUACAGAGCAAAUGAAAGAGGCUGUUCUUGUUCUUGAAGAAGCUGCAUUUGAUUUUAAAGAAUUAAAAUCUAGAGUUGUGGAAUUUGAGACGGUAAAAAAAGCAUCUCCAAAAUUAAAUGACGGGGCACCAAUGACACUAAAAUCUGAUCAGCGUAGGCCACAUUCACUGUCAUGGGAGGUUCGUCGAAUGACAACUUCACCCCAUAGGGCAGAAAUUUUAUCUUCAUCUCUCGAGGCUUUUAGUAAAAUUCAACAGGAAAGAGCUAAAACACAUACAUCUGACUAUGCUGAACGGAAGGGAUUUGAUGAUCUAGAUAGACAUCGUAGAACCAUUAAUAUGUUGGAGAAGCAAACCUGUGGAACUGAUACAAUAUCUGAUUGUAAAGCAUCAGCAGUGAAGCCAAGGAAGCAGAGUGGAGUUAUAGCUGUUACCCAGGGAAGCUCAAGUAGAGAAAGGAGGACUGCUGAUUUAAGCAGGUCCAACAAAAUGAAGUCACUACAAUAUGGCCGUACUUCUAUACAGAACGAUAUGGCCUCUGAAUCAAAUGAAGUUAAGUUAACUCUUAAAGAUUGUUCAUCUGUUACUGUAAUUGGAAAGGGCAAGCGAGAACUGAUCGGACCAACUUCCGAGGUGGAAAAGAUUAUUCUGAAAAAGGAUAGGUUGUCAACUGAUACUAUUGCAGAGAGACAUUCUAAAUAUAUGGACAAUCUCAGAAGACAAAAUCCUCUUUUGGAAAGGGAUAGAGAUCAAAAAAUAGGUUCAAGUAUUGACUUGUGGAAAUCCAUGGAUGCUUGGAAGGAGAAGAGGAAUUGGGAAGACAUACUUGCAACUCCUACACGUUUUUCUUCUCGUUUUUCAUAUUCACCUGGCAUGGCAAGAAAGAGUGCAGAGCGUGCACGUAAUCUGCGAGAUAAGCUAAUGUCUUCUGAGAAGAAGAAAAGGACGGUCGUAGAUCUAAAGAAGGAUGCAGAAGAGAAGCAUGCACGAGCUAUGAGAAUUAGAGGUGAGCUAGAAACUGAGAGAGUUCAAAAGCUUCAGCGGACUUCAGAGAAAUUGAACCGUGUUAAUGAGUGGCAAGCUGUUCGCAGCAUGAAGUUGCGUGAGGGAAUGUUUGCUCGGCAACAACGAGGAGAAUCUCGACAUGAGGCUUUUCUUGCUAAAGUUGUAAGAAGAGCUGGUGAUGAAAGCAGCAAAGUUAAUGAAGUUCGGUUUAUUACUUCACUAAAUGAUGAAAACAAAAAGAUUAUUUUGCGUGAGAAACUUCAGGAUUCUGAAGUGAGGAGAGCUGAAAAACUUCAAGUUUUGAAAAUUAAACAAAAGGAGGACAUUGCAAGAGAAGAAGCCGUUUUGGAACGGAAGAAGCUCAUUGAAGCUGAGAAGUCGCAACGUCUUGCUGAGACGCAGCGGAAAAAGGAAGAAGCUCUGGUGAGAAGAGAAGAGGAACGUAAAGCAUCAAGUGCAGCACGUGAGGCAAAGGCUAUGGAACAAAUGCGAAGGAAGGAGGUCCGUGCCAAAGCCCAACAAGAGGAAGCAGAACUCCUUGCUCAGAAACUAGCUGAAAGACUCCGCGAAAGUGAACAGCGGCGUAAAUUUUACUUGGAACAAAUACGAGAAAGAGCUUCCAUGGAUUUUAGAGACCAAUUAUCCCCUUUCCGGCGUUCUUUACAUAAGGAGGGGCAGAGUAGGUUUACACCAACUAAUAAUGGAGAAAUUGAUACAGCAAAUAAUACUUCAAGUCACAUUGAUGCUGUUCUUUCAACUGGAAAUUCAGCACAUCAAAACUCAUUUAAAAAAAGGAUUAAAAAAAUCCGUCAAAAGCUUAUGGCUCUGAAACAUGAAUUUUUGGAGCCUUCAGCUGGUCCUGAAAACUCAGGCAGUGGUUAUAGAGCAGCAGUAGGGACUGCAAGGGCAAAAAUCGGGAGAUGGCUUCAGGACCUCCAAAGACUUCGACAAGCUAGAAAAGAAGGGGCUUCAAGCAUUGGAUUAAUAACUGCUGAAAUGAUUAAGUUCCUGGAGGGAAAGGAACCUGAGCUGCAAGCCUCUAGACAAGCAGGUCUUCUCGACUUCAUUGCUUCUGCUUUGCCAGCUUCGCACACAUCCAAGCCUGAAGCAUGCCAGGUGACAGUGUACCUUUUAAGACUUUUGCGGGUAGUAUUGUCUUUGCCUGCGAACAGGAGUUACUUUCUUGCACAGAAUCUUUUGCCUCCAAUAACUCCCUUGUUGGCUGGAGCACUUGAAAACUAUAUUAAGAUUGCAGCAUCUUCAAAUAUCCCUUCUUCCACCAACUUACCAUUGAAUAGAACAUUAAUAGAAAAUUUGGAGUCGAUCACUGAGAUCUUGGAUGGUUUUCUAUGGACUGUGACUGUAAUCAUCAGUCAUGUAAGCAAUGAUGAGCAUCAGCUCCAAAUGCAGAAUGGAUUGCUGGAGCUUGUUAUUGCCUAUCAAGUUAUACACCGAUUACGAGAUCUUUUUGCACUUUACGAUAGACCACAAGUGGAAGGCUCACCAUUUCCGUCAUCUAUUCUCUUAAGCAUCAACUUGUUGGUAACUUUGACAUCGAGAUUCAGAACGGUGUCUUCCAUUGAUUGGGAUUAUUCUCCUAGUGGUAUAAUUCCUAAUAUUAUAAUUGAAGAGGAAAAACUUGCCGAGGUUUCCCUAUUGGGAUCUUCCUCUUUCUAUAAUUGUACUAACGAUCAUGAAUUACCAAUAUCUGUUGCAAGUGAUGCCCCAUCUGUAUCAUUGCCAGAAGUCCCAGAGGAUAAGGCACUUGAUGAAUCAUGUCCAAGUAGCUUAAUGGAAAAAGCCACUGAUAAAAAUGCAGAUAAGGUUCAAAGUACUACCACUAAGAUGGAUAUGACAGAAACUAUCAAACCGUCCCAGAAUCUAAAAGAUGAUAAAGUCAAGCCAUCUGCUUCUAGAAAGGAUGAAAAGAGUUCUGUGUAUAGCGGUGCGGUGGAAAUAAAGGAAGAAAGAUUGGGCCUCAAACAACCUGUAGCAUUUCUUCUCUCUGCUAUAUCUGAAACUGGCUUAGUCUGCCUUCCUUCUCUGUUGACAGCUGUCCUACUGCAGGCUAACAAUAGGCUGUCUUCCGACCAGGGAUCCUAUGUCCUUCCAUCUAAUUUUGAGGAUGCGGCAACUGGAGUGCUGAAGGUGCUGAACAAUUUAGCUCUAAUUGAUAUAAAUUUCAUUCAAAUGAUGCUAGCCAGGGCAGACCUAAAAAUGGAGUUCUUCCACUUGAUGAGUUUUCUACUUUCUCAUUGCACAAGCAAGUGGGGUGUUGCUAGCGAUAAGAUUGGAUUGCUUCUGUUUGAAUCAUUACUGCUUCUCAGCUACUUUUCCUUGUUCCAUUAUGAGAAUCAAGCUGUUUUACGAUGGGGAAAGAGCCCUACCAUUCUUCAUAAGGUGUGCGAUCUGCCUUUCGUAUUCUUCAGCGAUCCAGAAUUGAUGCCUAUCUUGGCGGGGACUCUCGUUGCUGCUUGCUUUGGCUGUGACCAGAACAAGGACGUGGUUCAGCAAGAACUCAGCACAGACAUGCUCCUUUCCUUGCUCAGAUCAUGUAAAAACGGAUUGCCUGCAUUUUGUCCGCGAUCAGUUAUAGAAAGUCGUCCUGUGGAUGAGGUUACUGACUCUAUUCAGUUAGGACCUGAAAUAAGAAAACUGCAGGGUGAUAUCUCGCAACGGUCAAAUCGUUUCAAUGUAAGAAGCAAUCGAACUCUUGGGAAAGGCGGGGGCCCAGGAAAUAGUGGCAGAACUCUUAAGAUGCGAAACACAAGAGACUUUAAACCGUCGAAAUCAUAUGAAGAAAAGAGUUCAAAGAACGGUCCAUUAACUUCACAGGCUCCAUGUAAUUUAAUGCUGCACUCGAGGUUCCCAGAGAGCUUCAUAAAUAGAGCAGAGCAAUUCUUUUGUGCAGAUGUGACCACCAGUGUGAGUGAAGAAACAGCAGUACAAUAACAGGUUCUCUUAUGUCCAGUAUCAGGUAUUUGUGAAACAAUGGGUGCAAAUAUCCACACGGUUGCACAGUUUUGAUUAUGAGAAAGCUGUUAAAUAGACCUGGAAUUAUGAAAAAAUAUGUAUACAUACAUAUCUUGAGUCUUGACCAAUUAAACACGUAAAGAAACUUUACAAUUCA
Molecule: messenger RNA, 5789 nt
Organism: Daucus carota subsp. sativus
Lineage: Eukaryota; Viridiplantae; Streptophyta; Magnoliopsida; Apiales; Apiaceae
Exons: 8
Coding region: 452-5611 (1719 amino acids)
Source: RefSeq, a predicted model, not a curated record